UAUGCGGAUGGUCUCUGCUCCCAUAUAUAGAGGAGAGAAGGGGAGGCUCAACAUCAGACAGCUGGAGAUUUGCCUCUGCGACUUCACAGAACUCAGAAGAAUCAUUGUGCAUCGGAGCUGACGGGCCCAUCAGGUUUAACCGCUGGCCCAAGAGGAGAGUUGUUUGUGGAUGUACAGGAGCAGAGGACACCCCGCUGGACCAAAGAAACAAUAGUUUCUGCACUACAAUAUUCAGGUUAAAACCAACUGUACCAUUGCCAGGAGCUGCCAUGGCUGGAAAGCUCUCCCAAGAGGAAUUGGAAGAGAUGAAGGCUGCUUUUGAAACAGGAAACAUCACAGAAGUAGCAGCAAAACUGAAGGAGCUGGAGUCAUCAGAAAAUCAAUCACUUGACAUCGCCAUCACAGGGGAGUCAGGCUCUGGAAAAUCAUCCUUCGUCAAUGCCAUCCGGGGACUGACGGAUGAAGAUGAAGGUGCUGCGAAGACUGGGGAGGUUGAAAUAACAAAGUAUCCACAGCCUUAUCCAUACCCUUUACUCCCCAAUGUAACAGUGUGGGAUCUCCCAGGAAUCGGGACACCAAGUUUUCAGCCACACACUUACCUCAAACAGGUAAAUUUCAGCCGCUAUGACUUCUUCAUUAUCAUCGCCUCAGCGCGCUUCACUUCCCACCACACCAAACUUGCUCAGGAGAUUCACAAGAUGGGAAAGAAGUUUUACUACGUGCGCUCCAAAGUGGAUUCCGACUUGCAUGCAGGUCAGACCUGCCGGCCCAGCACGUACAAUGAGGUGCAGAUCCUGCAGAAAAUCCGGAAUUACUGCAUCAAGAACCUGAGGGAUGUGGGUGAGGUCUCCCCAGAGGUUUUCCUUAUCUGCAACUGGAAAUGGGACAAGUAUGAUUUCCCGCUCUUGCAGGAUACACUUCAGAAUAAUCUGGAUGCUCAGAAGAGACACGUUUUCACCCUGGCCCUGCCCAACAUCUCAGAAAAAAUCCUGGAGAAGAAAAAGGCUGAACUGAAGAAACAUAUUUGGAAACAGGCCUUUAAAUCAUGUGCUGUUUCCCUUAUUCCUGUCCCAGGUCUCUCAUUUACUUCUGAUGUAGAAAUGUUGAUGGCAAACAUGAAACAUUACCUCACUGUCUUUGGCUUGGAUGAUAAUUCCCUUGCUAGACUCGCUAAGCAGGUUGGCAAGCCUGUUGCAGAACUGAAGUCUGUUAUUAAAGCAGUCCCUAUGGCCAACUCAAUAUCAAAAGAGUGGAUAAUGCAUUUACUGACCACAUCUGUAUGUGCUGCUUCACUAAUGAUAACUGAAGAACUUUUAGAUUUUGUACCAGUUAUUGGAGUUCUAUUAUCUGGAGGAGUUUCCUUCGGAACCACGUACUACAUGCUGAACAACUUUCUGAAUGAUGUUGUUGAAGAUGCCCAAAAAGUUCUGAUCAAAGCUCUGUCUUAACCAAAAGGUAAAGAAUACACAUAUCAGCAACAAAACAUCCACAGGUACCACACAGGAAAAAAAGGCUUAAAUCUCAUUUCAUCUGCCAUAUCUCUCAAAGUGGAUCAUCGAAAACCA
Molecule: messenger RNA, 1565 nt
Organism: Gopherus evgoodei (Goodes thornscrub tortoise)
Lineage: Eukaryota; Metazoa; Chordata; Testudines; Testudinidae
Product: interferon-inducible GTPase 5-like
Exons: 3
Coding region: 270-1448 (392 amino acids)
Cellular component (GO): membrane
Molecular function (GO): GTP binding; GTPase activity
Source: RefSeq, a predicted model, not a curated record